AUGGUGGUGAGUGCACGGCCGGAGCCCACGCCGUGGGUGCAGCAAUACAAUGCGGAGAAUGUGGGCUACAAUAUGGCCCAGGCCUUCUCCUUCCGCUCCUUGACGCUCUCGCUCGCAGGCGCGAUCGCCGGCGUGCUCGGGCUGCAGAACCUGAGCGGCUUCGCCUUCUUUCUCUGCUCGGUGGUGUUUGUGAACGCGGUGCUGGUGCUCGUCAACGCCAAAGGCGAUCCCCGCGCGUUCUUUGUGCUCGGCAGCCUGCCGGCCAUCACCGAUCCGAGCGAACGGCUGCUCCCGGCCAAGGCCGCACAGCUGCGCGCGCCGCCGACGCCGGUGCAGUCCGCGCUGCAGCUCGCGCGCUGGGUGCUCCUUCAAGGCGCGCAGGAGAAUGCGCUGAGCUUCUUACUCUGGUGGACGUUUUGGUACGGCAUCGUCCACGUGUAUGACUAG
Messenger RNA from Malassezia japonica, 447 nucleotides. RefSeq lists its product as uncharacterized. NCBI's taxonomy places the organism in Eukaryota, Fungi, Basidiomycota, Malasseziomycetes, Malasseziales, Malasseziaceae. Gene Ontology annotation, biological process: autophagosome assembly; protein folding in endoplasmic reticulum. Gene Ontology annotation, cellular component: membrane; EMC complex; endoplasmic reticulum. The transcript has 3 exons. Bases 1 to 447 code for a protein of 148 amino acids. The record is from RefSeq and is a predicted model, not a curated record.